This is a messenger RNA of Hydractinia symbiolongicarpus, 1672 nucleotides long. Its product is annotated as CCR4-NOT transcription complex subunit 11-like. The coding region runs from base 42 to 1406 and encodes 454 amino acids. Gene Ontology annotation, cellular component: CCR4-NOT complex. The transcript is spliced from 7 exons. The record is from RefSeq and is a predicted model, not a curated record. NCBI's taxonomy places the organism in Eukaryota, Metazoa, Cnidaria, Hydrozoa, Anthoathecata, Hydractiniidae. Gene Ontology annotation, biological process: negative regulation of translation; mRNA catabolic process.
AUUUAUAUACCUUUAUACAAAUUUCCUUAGAAAAAGUAAAUAUGACGCUCUCUCCAAAAGAGCUGACAUCUAUCCUUAGCAUUUUAUCGGAAGAAGCAGUGUCUGGUUCUUCAUCGUUUGAAGUUAUCUCAAAUGCUUUGCAUCAUUAUUUUGGACCAAAUGACUACUUCAGAGUUGGCACUACUUUGCUAAUGAUGUUUCAGCAACCUGACUUACUCCCAGAUCCAAACCAACGAGUCAGCGUCUUGUUUCUUCUUUUUGAAAUGUAUCGCAGUCAGCCGGUGGUGAAGAAUCCAUUUGCUCCAUUAUUUGUUCAUGUGUUGUCUGACAAUCCAAAUAAGAACCCAGUGAUGGAAAUUUCAAAACAAGAGAAAGUCUUUUUGUAUCAGUUGGUAACCUCACCUGCUUUAACGAGAGAGUUGUUAAAGAAAACACCUCGCCAAGUGCUUUCUGCUGAGAUCCCCUCAACUGUCAGUAUUGAUGUUAACGGCUUGGAAAUGUCGUUAAAAGAAAGGCAAAAAGAUUUGCCUCAAGUAAGCAGAUCAGGCAUUAGUCCAGUUAUACCUGACCCUGAUCUAGAUGGCAAUGGAAGUGUAAAUCUUCAAGCUGCACACCAAGUAAUUGAAGCUCUAAUCUGCAAUGCUCCUAAGCCUCAACUAGAGCAACCCUUCCAACCACCGCUUGUAAGUCUUGCUCCACCAUUACAUAAACCUGAGCAUGGUGAGGUUGUGUGGAUGAACCCACUGGAAAAGAACUAUUCAAUCGAAUGGGAUGAAAUGAUGUGCAGUGAAAAUUCUUUAGAAGUUGAAGUACGCCAGCUAAUGGCAAAAGCAUUCAAAGGUGCAUUAUCUUUGCCACAACAACAGCAAUUGUUAGUUGCACUUGAGAAAGACAGCAAACUUGUGUAUCAUGUUGGACUCACUCCCAGUAAACUUCCGGACCUCGUCGAGAAUAAUCCUCUGGUCGCCAUUGAAGUCCUUCUCAAGAUGAUGCAAUCGACGCAAAUAACAGAAUACUUCUCUGUGCUUGUUAACAUGGAGAUGUCGUUACAUUCCAUGGAAGUCGUCAACAGAUUAACGACAGCUGUCGAUUUACCGCGAGAAUUCAUCCACUUCUACAUCUCGAACUGCAUCAGUAAAUGUGAAACGAUAAAAGACAAAUACAUGCAAAGUCGUUUGGUUAGAUUGGUGUGCGUUUUUCUUCAGUCAUUGAUACGAAACAAAAGCAUAAACAUACAAGAUAUAGCCAUCGAAGUCAAAGCUUUUUGCAUCGAAUUUAGUAACAUACGAGAAGCCGCAAGUUUGUUUCGCCUUUUACGAUCUGUUGAAAGUAACGACGGAAGUGACGGUAUGACGGCGAAAGCUGGUGGCAGUAACAACACUAGUCCAACUGGAAGUAAGCCCUGAUGUGGUCUCGUUGGAUUCCUUGUACUGUGUUAUUGCAAAGUGACGUGACAGAAGCACCGCUAUUUGGUUUUGUUUUCAAGUUUUGUUUAAAGAAGAUCUAAAGUGCCAUUAAAAUCAAUGGUGGAGAUGGUAGAUUGAUUUCGUUGGAAACAAACAGGCUAUCCGAGAAAAAUAAAAAGACUAGAAAUAUGAAAUUGAAUCUUUUGUGGACGAAUGUUUGUAUGUAUAGAAAACUAAAACUAAAGAGCUUUUUGAAUACCUUAAAA